GUAUUGCCAGUAUUCACUUGGAUCGAGGUACCCAUCCUACAGAAAAACACGUGACCGGACGCCGGAAGCUUACGCCCCCAAAUCGAGUUCAUGACGAGUGAAUUGCCGUCAAAUACCAGUCUCUGUAAUGAGUGAAUGGGGGAGACUGGUGCAAGAGCCUAUACGAUUCGGCGAUUUUAUACUAUUUCAUCAUUUUAAGACGCAUUCAGUUUAGUCGAGACAAGAUAGCAAGAGCAGCAUUUUUUCGACACAAAUUUACUUGGCUCCUUGUGAAAUAAGGAUGGCGAGCAGCGCUAGCAGUGAACCUCCGUUCCAACUGGUGGACCAACACGACCAAGUGGAACACGCCAUUGCCGCAAUCAACCGCGAGGAACUGAUAGCUGUGGACUGUGAAGGUGUGAAUCUUGGCCGGGAUGGGUCACUCACUGUCGUUGCAAUUGGUACGAGAACGGACACAUUCCUGUUCGACGUACUAAAGCUGGGUGCACGGGUGUUCGACCGCGGACUCCGUGAGAUCCUCGAAGAUGUCAAUACCGUGAAACUAAUGUUCGACUGCCGAGGAGACUCAGAUGCCCUGUGGCAUCAUAACAAGGUCAGGCUCGCUAACGUCAUGGACAUCCAGCUGAUGCAGGUCCUGUACGAAAGGAGACAUCCAGAUGAGAAGCCACAGGCCCAGAAAGAUACGGAGAAGCGCUUCGAAGAAAAAGGCAAGAAGUUCAAGAAACAAAAAGCCUUGAAUGAAUGGCCCAGGGUACGCGGACUGGCACAGUGCAUCGCUUGGUAUCUAAACGACGCCUCGAUUUUGGCGACAAAAACGAGCUGCAGUCUGCCACACGCCGAUGGGUCUACUGAUCAUGAAAUGUGGGGCAAGCGUCCUAUCACUCGAGACAUGCAACUCUACGCCGCAAUCGACGUCUAUGUAUUGUUCCCGCUCUAUGACAAGUUCAAGCGCGGAAUCACGUAUGAAAACAUGAAGAAAGCGAAGAGAGGAUCCGAUAGGUAUGCCGGGUUCUUCAGGGACCGGAAAGUGAUUGCUCCUAAUCCAUACGAGUGCCACAACCUGCUUCACAUGUACAUCCUGGACGAUCAGCCAGCUAGCCGCAGGAAGAAAAAAUGUCCAGUUUGUGGUUUCAGUCUUCCUUCGGCUGAUAUCAACCGUGAUACUGGCCUAUGCAAGCUGUGCCGCCUGAAGAAGUUCAAGAUAGAGAGCGCCAAGAUAGGUAAGGAGAAGUGGGAGGAACACGAGAGGAAGCGCCUGGAGAAGGAGCAAGAGGAACUUGAGGAGCAGGAACAGGACUAAACAUUGGUGCCCUACCACAGGUUGGGUCUUCGGUCAAUGCACUUGCUGAACCGUUUCACCAGGGUCGGGUUGUUCAAAAUGACAAAACUCACGUUCUCCUAACGAGAGCUGAUCAAUUUUUUUAACUUUUGUGACCGCGCCAAAACCAGAAGUAGUAUUAUUCUGAAGUAUUAGAACAUUAUGCAGCAUCCUGCAAAAUAUGACUUCAUGACCCGGAUGAGUGCUCCGAUCUUAGUAACUGUACUAUACUGUAGAUGACACUACUGUAGCUGAUAUUCAUACGCGCGGGCGGAUGGGGCAGGGAUUUUCAAGCUAAUCCUUUUAUCAUGGGUCCCAUCAGCUUGCAGUAUAGAGUCUGGGAGAUAUGAAAACAUUCCAAUGAAACAGAGGAAAUGUCCUUCGUGUAAAGGGGGAUACAGUGGAAGAUGAGUUCCACUUUCUUAUUGUUUGUGAUAGUCACUCCGCUGCCCGGGAAGCAAUGUGUUUAAAUAUUUAUGUACAUUUAAUGACUUUUUAUAUCUCUCAGAUAUGGGUAAAUUUAAAUAUAUUUUAACAUGUACUUCUAAUUCUCUCUGUAUUCGAUUUGCAGGUUAUAUUUAUAAUAUGUACUCGUAUUAGUUGGAAGCUAACCUAUGGCCAGAUUCGAUAUUUUGGCAAACUAAUAAGGAGGUGAUGAAACUUGACCUUAUAAAGGUGUCAUCAUCUCCUGACUAAUUUCCUUAGAUGUCUUUUUGUUAUUUUUAUCUCGUAUCAUUGUAUUAUAUGUCUUUACAUCUGCAACAGCCUCAUGGGCACUAACAAAAUAUAUCAAGUGAAAUUGAAAUUGAAAUGUAAAUACUCUGUUGAAUGGCAUCGAACGACCAUGUGAUUCUGGGUGGAAUAUUCAAAGAAAACCGGUCUUAGACCUGCGAAUCUAGGAUUUAACUCUGCUGAUUCAUGUCUAACUAUAUUCAAGGCAGCACCGUCGUUCUAAAAUUUAAAUAUGGAAUUGAAUUUGAGUUUUUCAAUUUUGUAAAUAAACAGAAUUAUCUUAUGUUCAUUUGUAAAUUAACAUUUGAUGAUACAAAUUUCAACAUUUUAUGUACACUGCUAUAAAUUCUCCAUCAGCUGAUUUAAAAGGCAAUUUUUGCUAUUUUGCAUUCAUAAAUUCCGUCCUUUUUUCUUGUUUAUUAUCACUGUAUUUUAAGUUAUUCGUCGGAAACAUAUGCCCUUUUUGGUGAUUUUAAACGCACUAUUUUAUAGCGUGUGGAAAUUUGCUGCCAGUGUGGUCUUUUUCGUGCGUAAACGGUGAUUGAAAACGAGGUGAUUUUGGCCCUCCGAGCACUAUUAAUGAGCUGUAAACAGGAAUGUAUAUUCACCUUGGUACAUAUAACAAGGUUAUCACAGGCAUCCUGGCCUAACCAGUAUUUCCAAUGUAUUCCGCCUGUCGAUAUUUUGUAAACAUGUAAGACGUUGGAGUAAAAAAGCCUGAUCAAUCGCCACCAUACGGCAUUUUGUUACAUUAGUGUUCAUACAAGUAAUACAUGUGCCAAGGGCGCCAUUAUGCAGGCAGAGAGGUUUCCAAUAUUUUAUUAGGUCUGCGUGGAGGAUGUCCUUCUUUGCCUUGGUACCACUUUUAUUACCCUUAAAAUUGUUCAAUCUAUAAAAAGCACAGACACGUGUAAUAUCAGCGUGCAGUUUCCAUGGUAACCAUACAGGCAACUUUAUAAGUCAAGUUGAUGUAAUAACGGUGGUUUAUAUGUCUAGUCGCAGCAAUGUGACAAGAUUAGUAGAUUGAGCUUUAUUUGCCGAGGCCAGAUAUGAGAUAUGGGCUGUCAAAAAGAGGAUAUCACAAGGAAGGUAUAAAGUGGUAUUGAUGAUAAUAUUAUUCUAGGUGAGAAUUCACACCGUAAGAGAUUGGUACUGGAUCUAACCACUAGGUGGUAGGAAGAAGUUAUUGAUAGCUAGAUUUCCAUGCGCCGGUGUAGAAGUUUAAAAUGUCCUAGGAUAGAAUGCCCGGGAUACAAAGGAUUCUAUUAUGCGCUUCAAUCUCUGAGCUAUUGACGGUCAGGGUCUCUAUAGAACCAUAAUGCAGAAUACAAUAGGGCCGGACACUUUUUCCAGGGGGGCAUUUGUUACUGUUACACCGGUUUGAACUAAAGUGGGACCUCCCUUAGCGGACAACUCUCUACUAAGGACAACCUCUCAAUUGGAACCUCUCUUAGCGGACACCUCUCUAUUAAGGACGACCUCUUAAUUAAGGACACUAGGUUUGGUCCAAAAUGGGUUGUUUCCAUU
Messenger RNA from Lineus longissimus, 3577 nucleotides. RefSeq names its product piRNA biogenesis protein EXD1-like. Gene Ontology annotation, biological process: piRNA processing. The record is from RefSeq and is a predicted model, not a curated record. Gene Ontology annotation, cellular component: PET complex. The coding region runs from base 281 to 1300 and encodes 339 amino acids. The transcript is spliced from 2 exons. NCBI's taxonomy places the organism in Eukaryota, Metazoa, Nemertea, Pilidiophora, Heteronemertea, Lineidae. Gene Ontology annotation, molecular function: 3'-5' exonuclease activity; nucleic acid binding.